GCUGUGCAUCAAAAGCAGUCAGCUAUGGAGCUGUUCCACUGCUGUUACAAAUGUUUUGUGAUUGGCAAAGAACAGAUCAUCAUCACAGACAGACAAACAUCAGAAAAGCUAUUCUGAAUGUGAUCAAGAAUAUCACCAUGUCAAGAAGUGGUAAGAAGGCAUUUAUCCAAGCUGAGGGUAUUAAAACCCUGUACACUUUGUCAUUGGAGACUUUGGAGUGCCGCGAACUUGAAGGGGUAAACAAUCUCAGCAGCCAGAUUCUACGAAGAUGUUUUCCAACUAACAAGCUUCCAUUGUCAACCUUAUCGUCACCACUGACAUUUGCUCUGUUAGAUUUAGACAGCGCUGGCCACUCAGCUGUAGAAGAUCUACUGGAUGAUAGUGGGGAAGGUGAGUCUACUGAUGUGGAAUCAGAGGAAGAAGAAGAUGACAGUGGUAGUGCAAGUCAAGAUGAUAAAGAAGGGCUUGAAAAUGGCAACAAGGGUAAAAAGCCUGAGAUUAAUUCCUCAAAUCAGAGCAAACAAGUCAAGACAAGAGAUGAUCUGGCUAUGUAUGAAAAGUACUUCCCAGAACUGUUUGAAUUUCAGGUUGAAGUUGCCGAGCCAAUGGAAGAUGACAUGGUAACAUCAUCAUAUCCAAUAGUAAUUCCAACAGGUUCUGAAGAGCCAUUGUCCUGCUCGCCAACCGGACCAAGCCAUCUGUCAAACCAGCUUGAUUCUAUGAAUUUUGAAAGUCCACCAACUUUGACACAAGCCACAGCUACACAAGAAGAGCUUACUCAGGAAGAGAGAUCUUCAUCCGCGAAUUUCACCGCUAAGAUUGAUAACAAUGGUACCUUUGAAAGUGUGCUGCCAAUCGUCAAGACACCAUCACCUGAUGUGUACGGCCAUUAUCCACCAUCCGAACCUGAACCACUGGGACAGAAAAAAACUGGACUACAGAGAACUAUGAUCUUUAGGGACAUUGCACGACAGAUUCAUCCACAGAGAGUGAUAAACAAAGUUGUGUUUGAUCUGGAUCAGCUUUUAAGACAACCCGGUGACCCUGGAGGAGCACCUGACAACGGGUUAUUAGCUGUGGCUAAAGAGCAACUCAAAUUAGGACAUGCACGGAAACAUAGCAACUCCAGCAUCUCUGAAGGAGAAAGAUCCACUCCUGAGGAGACGGCCAGACCGCUGAAGUUUGAAUCACGGUUUGAGAGUGGCAAUCUACGCAAGGCCAUUCAGGUGCGGGAUUAUGAGUAUGAUCUGGUUCUAAAUCCUGAUAUCAACUGUAAACACCAUCAUCAGUGGUUUUAUUUUGAGGUUAGCAAUAUGGAUGCUGAUAUUCCUUACAAAUUCAACAUCGUUAAUUGUGAGAAGAUCAAUAGUCAGUUCAACUUUGGUAUGCAACCAGUGAUGUAUUCCACAUUAGAAGCUCAGGAAGACCGCGUCGGCUGGGUUCGAGUCGGGACUAAUGUUUGUUAUUAUAGAAAUUACUUCACACGGAGCCGUGAGGUGACUGGUGGACCGACCGGCAAAACCUACUACACGUCAACUUUCACCGUGACCUUCCCUCACACAAAUGAUACAUGUUACUUCGCUUAUCACUAUCCCUACACCUUCACUAUGCUUCAGAGUCACUUAUCACGCUUGGAGUCCGGUUUUAGUACAAACGAUAUCUUUUACCGCCGCUUGACUCUGUGCAGCACUUUGGCGGGAAAUCCUUGUGACGUCAUCACCAUCACGGCACAGCCUCGGGACAGAGAUGCAAAAUCCAUUGAACUUCUGAGGAACAGGCCAUAUAUUUUCCUCACAAGCCGUGUUCAUCCCGGCGAAAGUAAUUCAAGUUGGGUCAUGAAAGGAGUUCUAGACUUUUUAAUGAGCAACUUCUACACUGCACGUCAUCUGCGGGAGACUUUCAUCUUCAAGAUUGUACCCAUGCUUAACAUUGACGGAGUUAUCAAUGGCUGCCAUCGAUGUUCUCUGUCGGGUGACGAUUUAAACAGGCGCUGGAUUAAUCCCAGCAUGCUACUUCACCCCACUAUUUAUCACGUGAAAGGAUUGCUGUUGUACUUACAGUCUAUUGAAAAGACUCCUUUGGUUUAUUGUGACUUCCAUGGUCAUUCACGCAAGAAGAACGUAUUUAUGUAUGGCUGCAGCACAGCUGCCACACUGGCUGCCAGUUCGUCUAGUUCUGGUGAAGUCGACAGUAGUGACUUGGUAGAUUCUGUCAGGGAACGUGUAGCUGAACUAUCUGGCUCCGAAUCCACCAGUAGCAUGGACCCGAGUGACAUAGAGGAAGAUCCCGGAUAUAGGACAUUACCUCGAGUUCUUCACAACAUUGCACCAGCGUUUUCGCUGGGCAGCUGUAGUUUCAUUGUGGAACCUUCCAAAGAAUCCACGGCCAGAGUUGUGGUGUGGAGAGAGAUUGGAGUGGUCAGGAGUUAUACCAUGGAGAGUACAUACAGUGGCUGUGAUCAGGGACCUUAUAAGGGUUACCACGUGGGAACAAGAGAACUGGAGGAAAUGGGCCGUUUCUUCUGUGCCGGGCUUCUCCGUGUUGGACGCUCCUACUUCUAUCAAAACAACCAGCAACAAUCGCCAUCAAACGACAACGCAGAUGUGAUGCGUAAUGCUGAUAGUUCGUGGAUAAGGACAAGUGAGCUGUUUGUUCCCUGUGAACUCGUCACAAGUGGAGUUGUCGUUUGAUUGUAAUCUAAUUCUUGAAAACACAUACUAGAAGAGCAGCAGUCAAGCGUCGGCGCGUGUGUAAACGUUGUAUUGACUGGGUGUUGUACUUUCAGGCUGUAAGAACCAAGUUGUCUCACACGAGUUACAAACAACCACAUGAGCCAGUAAGUCACGGUGUUUCACAAGCUUAGAACAUUUUUGGUAAAUCUCAAAACGGAAUGGUAAAUCAAUAAGAUACCUGUACUUGAAUUAGGUUUGUGUUCGAAAAGUCUCGAGUUUUCCUUCUGCCCACUUUUGUUUCCCUUCACAGAUUUGAACGUUUCAAUUGUCUGUCACAUAGUUUGCGAGACGCGGUUGUUUCUUAUGUUUCCCUUAAAAUUUUACGCGGGAAAUUGGCGCGCGGGCGGCCAAAAUUGUUCCCCUCGCGCAUGCCCUAGAUUUGAUGGCAGUGUUAUGCUCAAAUACCUAAGGAAUUCACGUGACGACCAAAAUCCACCGGCAAUUAUUAGUUGAACGGUGAAAUUAGAGGUAAUUUGAGCAGUGAAAGGUAAAUAUUGAACAGAUUUAACUAUGAAAUUCUAAUUUUAGCCCCGCAUAGACAGGACGAACUGUUUUAACUUAAGAGGCUGAGGAGUACCAAUGCUCAAGACAAAUUUAAGCUCGUAGACCUAUGUCCCACUGACUCGUUGUGCGACCUUGAAUGACAUCAUGGGAAAGGUUCAGGACUUGUUCCCGGGGUCGUCUCGGUCCUUAUUCUUCAUUUUAAUAUUGAAAUAAACUAAUCUAAGGAUGAAAUUAACAAAUAGA
Messenger RNA from Pocillopora damicornis (cauliflower coral), 3479 nucleotides. RefSeq names its product cytosolic carboxypeptidase 1. NCBI's taxonomy places the organism in Eukaryota, Metazoa, Cnidaria, Anthozoa, Scleractinia, Pocilloporidae. Gene Ontology annotation, biological process: C-terminal protein deglutamylation; protein side chain deglutamylation; proteolysis. The record is from RefSeq and is a predicted model, not a curated record. Gene Ontology annotation, molecular function: metallocarboxypeptidase activity; zinc ion binding.